This is a messenger RNA of Choloepus didactylus (southern two-toed sloth), 2455 nucleotides long. It is a transcript of the gene EXOC3L1, whose product is annotated as exocyst complex component 3 like 1. Gene Ontology annotation, cellular component: exocyst. Gene Ontology annotation, biological process: exocyst localization; exocytosis. The record is from RefSeq and is a predicted model, not a curated record. NCBI's taxonomy places the organism in Eukaryota, Metazoa, Chordata, Mammalia, Pilosa, Megalonychidae. The coding region runs from base 33 to 2417 and encodes 794 amino acids. The transcript is spliced from 14 exons. Gene Ontology annotation, molecular function: SNARE binding.
AGAGGCUUCCCUGGGGAGAGGGAUCCUAUUGCAUGGCCAGGAGUGGGCUGGAGUCACCCAGGCAGUCUGAGGGAGUGAAGGGAGUGAGGAGCUCUGUGGCAGGACCGUGGGAGAGAGCCAUCUUCAAGGCCAAGGCUGUAUGCGGAGGAGGAGGAACGGAGUGCCUGGUCAAUCCUGCUCUGACUCCUCCAGGGCCUGCCGUGGACUCUGCCAAGGACAAAAUGGAGCCUGCACUUCUGCCUGGGCCUGAGUGGCCAGAGCAGGAGAGGGCGGAGCAGCUGGCCCGGGGUGCCGCACUCAAGUGGGCCUCGGGCAUCUUCUACCGGCCGGAGCAGCUGACCAGGCUGGGUCAGUACCGCAGCCGCGAAGUGCAACGCACUUGCUCCCUAGAAACUCGCAUCAAGUCGGUGGUGCAGUCGUACCUGGAGGGCGUGCAGACUGGUGUGCGGCAGCUGGCACAGGCCCUUGGGGCCAUGCAGGGAGCCCGUGAGGCCCUGGGCCAGGCCCAUGGGUUGCUCCAGGACAUGGCCGAGUCUGCACAGACCCUAGCACCCCUGCGGGAACAGGUGGCCCAACACAAGCAACUGCAGGCCCUGUCUCAGCUGCUGCCCCGGCUGCGGGCAGUGCCUGCUGCAUUGGCCCACACGCAGUCCCUGAUUGAUGCCCAGCAACUCCUGGAGGCAUAUGUGAGCCUACGGGACUUGGAGCAGCUGAGAGAAGAGACCUGGGCACACCUGGGGGACCUGGAGUUGCCAGAUUUUGAGGGGCUGGCCCCUCUGGCUGAGGCACUAGGCCGGGCUGUGGAGACAGCUGCAGGAGCUGCAGGGCAGCUGGCACGAGAGGACCCAGCCCUGCUGGUGGCUGCUGUGCGUGUGGCUGAGUUGGACGCUGGGCACACAACCGCCCUAGGGCAAGCCCCACGGGACUGGCGGCAGUGCUGUCUGCGGGCUCUACAGGAUGGCCUGGAGCGGGUCCACUUUGGGACACACCUGCUGCCUGGGCCAGGGGCCCUGGCGGAGUGGCUGGAGGCUCUGCGGGUGGCACUGCCAGCUGAGUUGGCCACAGCUGAGGCACUAGUAGCACCUUGCUGCCCACCACACUACAAGGUGGUCCAGCUGUGGGCCCACACCCUGCACCGAGGCCUGCGCCGCAGCCUGCAGCAAGUCCUCACAGGGGCUGAGCUGGGUGCUGCUGAUGCCUUCACCCUGCUGCAUUGGACUCUGCAUGUGUACUUGGGGCAAGAAAUGAUGGGGAGCCUGGAGUUGGGGCCAGAGGCUGAUGUAUCUCAGCUGGAGCCCCUGCUGACCCUGGAAGACGUGGAGGGGCUGGAGAUGAUGUUUGUGGCCAAAGUCCAGGCAAGUGUUGCCCAGUGGCUACAGAAGGCACUGGACGGGGAGGUAGCUGAGUGGGGCCAAGAGCAGGAGCCAGACACGGACCCAUCUGGCUUCUACCACUCACCCAUGCCAGCCAUCGUGCUGCAGAUCCUGGAUGAGAAUAUCCGUGUGACCAGCCUGGUCAGUGAGUCAUUGCAGCAGCGGGUGCACAGCAUGGCACUAUCAGAACUGGGUGCAUUCCUGAGGAGCUUCAGUGAUGCUCUCAUCCGAUUCUCCCGAGACCACCUCAGGGGCGAAGCAGUGGCCCCUCAUUACGUGCCCUGCCUACUGGCUGCCCUCAAUCACCACGGAGCACUCAGUUCCUCAGUGUCCGUCCUGCAGCCCGACGGGGUGGCUUCAGGGCCCUUGGCACCUUUGGAGGCUUCCCUGGACGAAUUGCAGAGGAGGAUCUACCGCCUGGUGCUAGAGGCGUUGUUGGCAGAGCUCCAGCCCCUGUUCGCGGCUCUGCCGUCGCGCCGGUGGCUGUCGAGCCCGGAGCUGCUGGGCUGUGUAUGCGAGCGGACGGCGCGCUUCUGUCGGGAUUUCUGGCGCGUGCGAAGCCCUGCGGUCCAGCUGCUGCUGGCCGAGGCGGAGCGCACCGUGGUGCUGCAGUACCUACACGGGCUGAUGCAAGGCCGCCUAGUGUGCCGCGAUGCCGACGAGCGGACCCAGGCGGCGGAGCGCCUGCGGCAGGAUGCCGCUCAGCUUCAGGAGCUCUUCCUUGGUUUGGGUCUGGAGGAGAGUGCGCAGUGCACGCCGGUGCUGCUCGCCCUGCGGGAGCUGCUGAACCUCCGCGACCCCACGCUGCUUGGCCUGGAGGUGGCAGGCUUGCGGCAACAAUUUCCCGACGUGAGCGAAGAUCACAUCUCCGCUCUGCUGGACCUACGUGGGGACGUGUCCCGAGAGCAGCGCCUGGCCGCACUCAGCUCCCUGCAGGCCGGCCCGCCGCCCUCGCCGCCAGCCGGCCGCCACGCACUCUUCAGCCUUGUGCCCGCGCCUACGCCCGUGCUGUCCUCCUGCCUCCCUUCCGGGCACUGCGCUUGACGCCCGGCUGCCCGCGGAAUAAAGCCUCAGCUCCCGUG